AUGCUGCAGAUGUCGGAGUGCUUCCUCGCUGUGCCAACAGCGGAAGUGGAAAAUAUACUUGUGUGCGGUUACCGUCCGAUCCGGAGACGAGGCGUGCGCGUUUCAUUAUCUGCAGCUGAGGCGAUCCUGGCUUUCCGGCGCAGACACAGCAGUUCCGCAGCAUGCUUGAGGUUCGUUCCAGCUCCAAGAGCACGCUGGACCGUUUCACGUGGAGGCCACGUGCUUGAUUGUGACCAUAUUCCGGCACAACAGCUCACACGGGUGGAAGCCAGCGCAAUCGAAUAUCAGACGAAUUGUUUGCACACAUCGUUGUACCUAGCUGUUUGCGCAAGUGACCUCCAGUCGAUUCUACGCAAUGGCUACUUACCUAGGCAUCGAACGAGCGUUCCAGUCUCUGUCUCUGCAGAGCGAGCCAGAGAAGCAUAUGCACGAAAGCAUCGCGGGCGCCUGGAGGCUGUCGUUGUGGUGAAUGUUGAGGCUGCCAGUGCCGCGGGCUGCAGAGUCGUCUCUCACGACAACGGCAUUGACAUUCUUCUUCCGACGCCACGGUGGUCACCACGGCAGACCCUCCCGGCGGGCUGCUUGUCAAGAACAGUCGUUGACGCAGCAGGCGCGUUUGAUGCACCACCAGUCGCCCAAACCUUAGCAGGUCUUGGAGUUCAAGGUGCUGGCACAUCCAGGACAGGUUCGGGUCCAGAUGCAGGGGCUGGUCUUGGCGUUGUUGCGUCGACGCAAGCGGCGCCAGCCAGACCCACUGGCGCACCUGCUGAGGCUAUCUCGAUCAGGAGUGGCAGUCGGCAGUUGGCUACGAGCGCCUUUGCACCAACUGAGACCACCAGCAGCCAACGUUGUCCACAACCACCCGAUGCUGGCAUCCAUAACCCUGCUCGUUCGUCUCUGGGGAUUGGUGGGACAGCUGCCGUUACUGAAACGACGGAUGUCAGCGCAGUCUACGCUGCACCUCCAGCACCCAACGUAACUACACACUCUGCUGCAGCACAUCCAUCUGGAGUUGUUGUGCGCCGUCCAGCAAGCGGCCAGACUCCGGCAGGCGUCAGUGCUAGUGAUCCUUGGGCCGCGGCGGGUUCAGAUCCGUGGGCUGUUGCAGCGGCUGUUCAACCACCUUUGGCGGGCGUCGCUUCUGAGCCAGUGAGUGCAUGGGUGGGCUAUUCAAAGGCGUCCAGAGUGAACAACACAGGCUCCAGUGCACGACUUGUGGAAACAUCAGCCAGUGCGAAAGAACGAAAUCUCACGAGUUGCCAGCCUCAGACAUCCACUACUGCUACGGAUCCUUGGGCCGCACCAGCGUCAGACACAUGGACUGUUGCGACGGCUGCUCCAGCUCCUUCGACUGGCCUUGAUCCUUGGCCAAGGGAUACCACUUCGGUUGGUAACUCGAAGGGCCUUGCAUCUGCAGCAGCCAGCCAAUGCAAAGAUGCGCAAGUUGUGGAAAGCCCCCCUAGCCUUCCAGAACCUAUUCUCGCGGACUGCGCCAGUUCAGCUCGCAAUGUUAGCGAUCCUUGGGCUUCGGCGGGUUCAGAUCCGUGGGCUGCUGCAGCUGCUGAUCAACCAAGUUCAUCGAGCAUCGCUCCAAAGCCAGCGAACGUCUGGGCUCGCGACCCCGUGGACAAAGCAAACGGUGGCAGCGACUCACUGCUUGCUGCGGGAACUUCGACCAGCGAUGUGGAGCCAUCACCUGGGAGCUGUCCAGCGCAGGCAAGCUCUGGUGGCAGUGAUCCUUUGGCCGUGGCAGCUUCAGAACCGCGGGUCAGAGUGGAUUCAACUCCUUUGACGGGCGCUGCUGUUGAGCCAGUUGCCGCUUGGGCUGCCUAUGCAGACCCAUGGAAGAGGUACGCCCCACGUCCAGAUCAGACUUUCACUUCAGGCCGCCAGAACAAAGUCGUACGAUGUUUCGCCGCUUUUGCGUGUCGAGAUUGCCCGGGCGCCACAGGCCACCACUUCGAGGUAUUGCCGCACGUCGAAAGGAAUUGUAGAGGUGAUCCAAGGAUUGGGACAUACCAUUUUGUUGACGAGAUGCAUGGCAAGCCAGUCUACAAGCGCUACGGAAGUAGGAUGUAUGUAUACCUGGUCUCAGGGUCCGACCUGACUAUCGGCGGUAGGAUGUACGACAAGCAGGAUUACACGCAUGCAGGCUCGCCUGUGUUCAAGGCGCGCGGCGAGGAUCUGUAUUUGUUUUACGAAUGCUAUGAUUGGGAUGCUGCGGAGCGUCUCUCACGUAGAGGCCGGUGGCUCCUGACAAGGCAUAUUGCGACUGUUCCAGACGAUAUUCCGUUAGCAAACACGCCGUUCCUUGCAUAUGCCGACUCGCAAUCUUGGGCUUGGCCAUCCGAAGGCAUGAUGUUGCAUGGCAUCCGCGCUGCGGAUUGGAGCAGCGGAAUCAGUUUCUCAAAAUUCCAUUGGGCCUUCGGAGGUGAUCCAGCCGGCGAUCAGCACCUGGAGCAAGUGCAGGGUCCGGAAACAGGUGAUGUACCAGUUGACGGAUGGGAUGAUGUAUGGAUUCGCUUCCUCCCACGGCAGCGUUAUUUCGAGUCUUCCAUCGUCAUGGCAAGGAGAGUAGAUGGAUCGGUUGAGCACGAGACGCCUGAUGUUUCACCAGUCCAGUUCGAUUUCAUGAGGGAGGGGAGCCACAUGUAUAUAAAGUUGCGUGCCGCUGUUGGUGCCGAUCAGUGCUCUUGGACUCGCGCAGUCGUGAUAACUGGUGGCCGUUCUGCAAGAACGGUGCGAGUUCAAGUAAAGAAGUCUCGCUUCUCUGCUGUGUACGAGGAUUUGAUGCUGGACUCACCUCGCGUUGAAGGGUUCAAGCACCCAGACGAGUGCACGACUUCGCACAUGAGGGAGCUGCAGCAACAGGAGGUGUUACGCUUGCACUCGUGCUUGGCCGCUGAUGGGCGCCUGCUUCUGCUGCCUUCAGGGCUGCCUCCUAAGAGGGCUGGGUUGCACCUGGGGGAGACAAAGUAUGUUCGGCGGGACUUUGUGCUCCGUGGCCAGGUGCCGAUGAACCAACCAGCAAACUUUUGGAGAGAAUUUCGAGACCAUCUAAAUCAAGACGCGGUGCCCACCCAGACAAACCCUCCGCCAUGGACUACCAGAUGCAAAUUCGAAGCGGUAAAUUCAGGACUAGAGACGACUUUUACAUUCAGAGGGGUUGAGAUUGGCGUGCGGUUAGAACCACAUCCGUUUGCUCUGGAAGAGCCGGUGUUCCAGCUCGGCCAGAGGGCGCGAAACACCCGAGGAUCUAAGCAUAGCAUGUUCGAUGCGGCCUUUAAGUUGUUGAACGAUCGCCGCAUGCACGAUGAAUCACCGCAGAAUUUGGCAGAAGCGCUUUUGCUUUUCAACAGUGCCAACGAGUGCGGAAAUGACGGAGAUCCCACCGCAGAGUUGGCGGCAAGCGCAGCAGCAAGCGCCUCACUUCUGGAUUCAAUGCAAGACCGCUUGUCGUCAGUGAAUCGAAGGGCCGAGCAAAGAAACGGGAUUGCAAACUUGCUCAUGGAUCAGUACGGAGUGCACAGCGAGCCCAUAGUGCGCGACCCGAUGGGAUGGGUUCGAUUCCCGAUAGAAAGGCAGGAUGACUGGCCAGGAGAUCGUUGUUACCAUGGAACCUCUGCGCACAACAUGGUACCAGUUCUUCUUGCAGGUCUGAGACUACCCAGAGGUCGCGAUGAUAUAGCUCAUGGCGCUAGUGGAUCGAGCGGCGUUCCCACAAUAUAUUGCAGCCCCUCGUGGCAUUACGCCGCACACCCAGUGUAUUCUCCACUGCACCGGGGGCCGAAGUGGCCUCAUGUCCCCGAGGCUUUUCAGAUGGUCUUUGAAUGCGCUGUGCAGCCUGGUACAUACAAGAAACAGGCUGGCACACUGGGAAACAAACACUGGGACCGCGAUAUCAGGAUUGACCCUGACCGCCCUACGCUUCGGGACUUGGAGUAUUUGGUAACCGAUCCAGUUAAUAUUCGGUUGACGGGUGUCCUGUUCCGGAUGUUUGGUCGUGAUAUUGACGAGGAUUUGUAUGACAGUCUUCCUAAGUCGUUGAAUGUACCGUUGACAGAUUCCGCAUGGAGAGGUGACGGACCCAGGGACGGUGUAGAGUACAAGUGGACAGGGCUACUUCAGAAGGAUUACAAGGCAAGAGGACUUUUCCUUUCUUAG
Messenger RNA from Prorocentrum cordatum, 4164 nucleotides. NCBI's taxonomy places the organism in Eukaryota, Dinophyceae, Prorocentrales, Prorocentraceae. The record is from the annotation of a GenBank genome assembly.